This is a messenger RNA of Coffea arabica (coffee), 1634 nucleotides long. RefSeq lists its product as uncharacterized. NCBI's taxonomy places the organism in Eukaryota, Viridiplantae, Streptophyta, Magnoliopsida, Gentianales, Rubiaceae. The record is from RefSeq and is a predicted model, not a curated record.
UUACUCCUCAAAGAACCGACAGGCUUCACGUGUUCCUUUCCUCUCCCAUAUUUUGCCCAUUUUCAUCUAGCUCAGAACGGUCAUCAAACUCCGACCACAUCCAGCCAGGUAUUUGAAUUGUCGGCGAACAUCAAACUCUUUCCAAUUGUUGGCGAACAUCAACUUCCCAAUUUGAAUUGCUUGCGUUUAAGAAGGUGGUGGGCUUUCAUUCAGCUUCUCAAUUGCAACACUCCAGCGGCGAUUUGUACUUGCCACACUCCAGCGGUGAUUCCGGCAUGCUCUCCGGCAGCUGCUGCCACCUUAUUUGUGUGCCGCUGUUAGCUCUUCGGUUAUGACCGCUGACAAGAGGAAGAAGCCUUCUUGCGAUUCCUCACCUGUUAGCUGUACUUCCGAUUGCUCCUCCCAUUCGUCAACAGCCUCUAACAACUACAUCGACUGCCUGUCCACCUACAUUGAGCAAAUGGCCUCCAGGAUUCAAUGGACCGAUGCAAUGGAUGAAGCUUUCCUCAUAGCCUAUGUUAGUUUUAGGGAAAAUAACUGGUGGGACAACAGGAAAUCGCUAGAGACAAACUACGACCAGUUGGCAGCACAUUUGGUGAGUAAUGGAAGCUUGACCGUCACUGGCCAACAGCUGCAGACCAGAUUCUAUCACAUCAAGAAGAAAUGGGACCUAUUCUGUAAUCUGCGUGGGAUAUCAUCAAAAGCAGAGACCGGGGUUGGGUGGAGUGAGGACACCUACUGCUUUACUGCUGAUGAUGAACAUUGGGAAAACUUGGUCCAGUCUAAUGCGGCGUAUGCUGAAUUCAAAAAGGAGAACUCCUGCUACUGGUAUGAUCGACUGACACCAUUACUGCUUGGAAGACACGCCACAGGCAGCCGUGCCCAAUCGGCAAGCGAAGUAGUACCAUCGGAACCACCUCGCCGUGAAAGGGCCAAUACUUCUGCUAGGAGCCGGAAGGGAAAAGGUAAAGCCUCUAUCUCGAGGGCUCCUAAUCCGACAAACAUGGGCGACCAAGGGGAUGAAGAUGACGUGUACUAUGUGCCGCCAGUUCCAGGGGCAGUUGGAGGUAAAAGGUCAGCGUCAAGCCUAGGGACCAGCGGUGAACCGGAGGGAACUAGAGGGUCAAAAUCUACAAGGUCAUCUACAGGUCUUGAGGAUGCUAUUAGCAAAAUUGGAAAUUACUCCGACGUUGUACUUGAGGACAGACGGAGCAGGAUGGAGUUCGAGUCCCUCUAUAGCGUAAUCCAGUGCCAGGAUGUGAUCAACACAAUGGACAUUCCGCCAGAAUGGAGAAUACACGCUAACUGUCAUUAUGCGAAUUAUGAAAAAGAGGGUGAGCGCGUUAUAUUCCUUCGGGCUUCUGCAACUGACCAGUACGGCUAUAUCCUUAAGUUGAUGAAAGAGAAAGGCUUGGCUUGAGUUGUGUGGGCAGCUGAAAACUAACGUAUUUCCAGAACUAUUAUAUUAUUAUUGUAUGUGUUGUUGCUGAAAAUUAGUUACUUUUUACUCUUUACUUGUUGGAGUCAGUUACUCUUUGCUCUUUGGUGUGUAUAAGCCUACCCCGCGUUGACUUUGAGAGUAGGCUUUCUGAGGACAUAUGAAAAUAAAAUAUAUGUAUUGUCUUUGAGAGUCA